Messenger RNA from Pseudoliparis swirei, 1963 nucleotides. RefSeq names its product small integral membrane protein 30-like. The record is from RefSeq and is a predicted model, not a curated record. The transcript has a single exon. Lineage: Eukaryota; Metazoa; Chordata; Actinopteri; Perciformes; Liparidae. The coding region runs from base 303 to 494 and encodes 63 amino acids.
UAAUAAGGGGGGCGAUUUCACAAAUCCACUCACUUGCAUAGUCCCAGAACCAGAAAGCAGUUAUUUGAUCAGAAAUCGAAACCACAGCAGAAUUAUGCAAUUAUUAUUAUUUAUUAUGCCGAACAACAAAGUGAAUCUUCUUUAAGAGAGCAGCGUAGAGAGAGCGCAGGUUAGAAUAAAGCCGCUCUGCCAUUGGCUGAGCGCAGCAGGAAGUCCAGCCGCCCGUCGCUGUUGCUGUCACGUGCCUCUGACGCAGCGACUUCCCGAAAGUCCAACAGCAACCAAAAGGAAAAAGCGCAACAAUGGUUCCCAGAGUUGAACUCACAACCGCUGCGGCGACCACCGCCUGGCUGGUGCUCCUGUCUCUGGUGCAGCCGGCGGAGGCUUACGAUGCGGGCGACGGGCUGGCCCUGCUGCUGGGCGUCGUGCUGGCCGUGGCGGGUGGCUGCGUCUUCCUCGGCUGGUACGCACGGAGGCGGAACGGACAGCUGUGAGAGGGACUGCCUCAUCGUCGCCAAACGCAUUAUUAUUAUUAUUAUUAUGACCCAUCUAUCUGAUCUAAUGCGCACCUUCUGCCCCUCGGGUUCGUGUGACUGGUGACGAACGUGCCUUAUUGGAAUUAAUCCGUAAAGUACGACGGGAACCACGUGGUCUGUUGCAGGAGGUGGAAGGAGACAACCAGGAAGUCCCAAGAACAGGAUUUGUUGUUGCACUGCUGAGGCUGAAGACCGAACACUAUUGCAUUUUAUAUAUAUAUGAAAAUAGUUUAUAUAUAUAUAUAUAUACACGAAAAGACUGCUGCUGUUACUGUGUGUUGUCACAAAGUCAUAUAACACUGUAUAAUCACUGUGUUUUCCUGUUUAUGUCUGCAGUACAUUGCUGUUGUUUAAAGCACAAUAACACGCGUGGGGUUACAUGUACAGAGUGGAGCUGUUGUACUUUCCACAUGCGACAGUAGAUCUCUGAGAAUAAUAAAUUGAUUAAUCUGCUCUUUAGGUUUUUAUUGUAGGUACAAAUGUUUAACAAGUAUGUAAGCAUCUGUGUAGGGUCUUAGGGCAGUGAGUGAAACAAGAUCCUCUACUUAAGUAAAAAUAACAAUAUGUUAAAAUACUGCAUUACAAGUUAAUUUACUGCAUUAAAAAUUAGACUGAGUAAAAGUACUUGAUAUUUCAAGUACACCCAACAUUUUAGUUGAACUGGCUUAGGGAAAUGAGUUGAAUGAACUACAACUUUAAAUCCUUUGUUACAGUGUACAAAAGGAUUAUCAGCAGAAUAUAUUUUAAGUAUCAAAAGUAAAAGAAAAUGACAGAUUGUUCAUUUAGUCCCCAACCGACGGGGUCAGGCCCCUCUAGGGCUCGCAAGAUUAGUCCGAGGAGCUGUGAGAUGAUAAGGAAUUGUGAAAAAGAAGAUUAAACUAACUUUACGUUCAAUAUUUUUGUGUGAGAAAUGAUUGGACCGCUUUGGGCCUCAAAGACUUAAACAAUAAUAAUUGAAAUGAAACCAUGUGAGAAGUUAAGAGAUGAUGAACUAACGACACAUAGACAUCUGACGUGUGGCAAAGGCUCCACGUAGACGCUUCUGUUAUGGGAUCACGAACCAAAUCGAUUGGAUCCACUUGUUUAUUCUUCAACAGUCUGUUGUAAUUUGUUAUUUCUAGUCUUCAUGUCAAAUCUGAUUUUGCAAAGUAACCUGUGACUUGCUGUCAGAAAAAUGUAGUGUAGGACAAAGUUGAAUAUUGAACUUCUAUAAAUGUAUUAUAUUGCAGCUAAUAUAUAAUGUUUUGGAUUAAACUCAUGUGGAAAACUAAAAUAAUUCUUCAACUUUUUAUGUAUAAUUUAAUUCAUUAUUUGAACUUGGAAUGAUGCACGUGUUGACCGUGUUUACAAAGUUCAUGGCUAUGCACCUCUGUCUGGAUGGCAGCAAAAUGAUUUGAUUUGUAUUAAAAAGAACGAUUCAGCCUCCA